UGUUUGAAUGGAUCUCUUAAACAGCCUCUCCUCAUUUUAAGUAGGGAAGUUACAUCCAGUGUCUAUCUUCUUACACGCCUAACUUUGUUCUGUAACUCUCUUUUCGUGUCCUAAAACCUCUUUAUAAACACACUCCCUUGAUCUCUUCAUCAAUCCACUCACACACACUCACCAUGGCUUCUUCUUCUUCAUUUUCUUUAUUAUUUCCUUUCUUUCUUAUUCUUUUCUCAUGUUUGAUAUCAGUUUCAUCAUCAAGAAGAUCUUUAAUCGACCGUCCUCUUCCCACGAACCUUCCAAGAUCCGGUUUUCGAUUAAGUCUUCGACAUGUGGACUCUGGUAAAAACCUCACCAAGAUCCAAAAGAUUCAAAGAGGGAUUAACCGUGGAUUCCACAGGUUAAACAGAUUAGGAGCUGUAGCUGUUUUAGCUGUAUCCUCUAAUCCUGAUGAUACUAAUAACAUUAAAGCACCUACUCAUGGAGGAAGCGGUGAGUUUCUUAUGGAGUUAUCUAUUGGAAGCCCGGCGGUUAAAUACUCGGCUAUUGUUGAUACAGGAAGUGACCUUAUAUGGACUCAAUGCAAGCCUUGCACUGAAUGUUUCGAUCAACCAACUCCUAUUUUUGACCCGGAGAAAUCUUCCUCUUACUCCAAAGUUGGGUGCUCUUCUGGUCUUUGCAAAGCAGUGCUUCGAUCAAACUGCAACCAAGACAAAGAUGUUUGUCAGUAUCUGUAUACUUAUGGAGAUUACUCAUCCACAAGAGGGCUCUUGGCCACGGAAACGUUCACUUUCGAGGACCAGAACUCAAUACCUGGUAUAGGGUUUGGGUGUGGGGUUGAGAACGAAGGAGAUGGGUUCUCACAAGGGUCAGGUCUGGUAGGUCUUGGUCGGGGACCUCUCUCGCUUAUUUCUCAGCUCAAAGAGACUAAGUUUUCUUAUUGCUUGACCUCGAUUGAGGAUAGUGAAGCAUCUAGCUCGUUGUUUAUCGGAUCUUUAGCCUCGAAUAUCGUCAACAAAACAGGUGUAAGUUUAGAUGGAGAAGUAACCAAAACGAUGUCUUUGCUACGAAAUCCGAAUCAGCCGUCGUUCUAUUACCUUGAGCUACAAGGAAUCACCGUUGGAGGAAAACGCCUUUCUGUUGAAAAGUCAAGUUUCGAACUAGCCGAAGAUGGAACUGGAGGGAUGAUCAUAGACUCUGGCACGACCAUCACGUACCUCGAGGAGUCUGCAUUUUCGGCAUUGAAGGAUGAGUUUACUUCCCGGAUGAGUCUACCAGUCGAUGACUCAGGAUCCACAGGACUUGACUUGUGCUUCAAGUUACCUGAUGUCGAAAAGAAUAUAGCAGUUCCUAAGCUGAUUUUUCAUUUUAAAGGUGCGGAUUUAGAACUUCCCGGAGAGAAUUACAUGGUGGCGGAUUCGAGCAGUGGCGCUUUGUGUUUGGCCAUGGGAAGUUCUAAUGGGAUGUCUAUUUUCGGAAAUGUUCAGCAGCAGAACUUUAAUGUACUUCAUGAUCUUGAGAAAGAAACUGUGUCUUUUGUUCCCACCGAAUGUGGAAAGUUAUAGAUCUUAAUUGUUUUCUUCUUUUAUUAUGAUAAAUAAACUUUUAUGCUUUGUGACAA
Molecule: messenger RNA, 1615 nt
Organism: Capsella rubella
Lineage: Eukaryota; Viridiplantae; Streptophyta; Magnoliopsida; Brassicales; Brassicaceae
Product: aspartic proteinase nepenthesin-1
Exons: 1
Coding region: 174-1559 (461 amino acids)
Cellular component (GO): extracellular region
Source: RefSeq, a predicted model, not a curated record